This is a messenger RNA of Doryrhamphus excisus (bluestripe pipefish), 4068 nucleotides long. RefSeq names its product Rho GTPase activating protein 17a (gene arhgap17a). Gene Ontology annotation, molecular function: GTPase activator activity; protein binding. Gene Ontology annotation, cellular component: cytoplasm; cytosol; intracellular anatomical structure. Gene Ontology annotation, biological process: regulation of Rac protein signal transduction; signal transduction; regulation of actin cytoskeleton organization. Lineage: Eukaryota; Metazoa; Chordata; Actinopteri; Syngnathiformes; Syngnathidae. The record is from RefSeq and is a predicted model, not a curated record.
UUCUCUCAACUUCCGGUUUCUCUCUCUCCUCAGCGCUUGGAGCUGCAGUCCACUCUCUCCGCUGUACAGGGAGAAAGCGCUUUGACGGAUUUACUCAUCUCAGUUAAACGCAACAUUAGCUUUACGGCUAGCCACUCACCAGUGAAGAAUGACGAAAGGCCGCUGGAGUCGGUGAAAGCUUGUCACGGCUGACCAUCUUGGGACUUUCAUGUGGGGUAACAUCGAGAAAACCAAGUUGGAGGACCAUGCCGUCUCGCGUCCCUGAAGACGUUUCCACUUCUGAAAAGCUAACUUAAGAGCUAGCAAGCUACAAACUAUCAUUAAUUGGCUUUGGGCUCAAUGGCUGGCGAAUGUUUUCACUGCCAUAGACACAGCUGGGAAAGUUGAAACAGGGAGAGGCUGUGUGAACUUCAUGACAAACGAAAGUCAACAUUUUUGAAGUGUGCACUUCGGGAGGACUCGACUGGAACGGCGACGAAAAUGAAGAAACAGUUUAAUCGCAUGAAACAGCUCGCCAAUCAAACAGUUGGCAGAGCGGAGAAAACAGAAGUUCUCAGCGAUGACCUUUUACAGAUUGAACGGCGGAUGGAGUUGGUGCGUGUGGUGUCCCACAACACACACAAGAAGAUGGUCUCGUGUCUGCAGGGACAUAUUGGAGCAGAUGCAGAGAAAAGACAUUCCGUACCGCGCCUCUAUACAGGAAAUGGUCAGAAAAAGCUUCCUUUGACAGCAUUGUCUCAAGCUAUGAUAGAAGGUGGGAGCCAGCUGGGAGAAGACUCUUUAAUAGGGAAGAUGAUGGAGGUAUGCGGGGAUGCGGAGAGCCGUCUGGCAUCUGAAUUGAUGCAACAUGAGCUGCAGAUCGAGAAAGACAUCUUGGAUCCUCUCAGCCAACUUGCGGAGGUGGACAUCCCCAACAUCCUGAAACAGAGGAAACAGUUGGCCAAAUUGGUGCUGGACUAUGAUUCUGCCAGAGCGAGAUGGUUGCAGGCGACCAAGUCAAUAAUCUCAGGAACAAACACUCAAGCACUGACAGCCAAGGCUGAUCUACUCAAGGAGGAGAUGGAUGAAGCCAUGAACAAAGUGGAGCUUUGCAAGGACCAGCUUGCCGCAGACAUGUACAGUUUCUUCUCAAAAGAAGGAGACUAUGCCUGCUAUUUUGUAACGCUCCUAGAAGCUCAGGCGGAAUACCACAGAAAAUCUCUCUCUCUGCUGGAGAGUGUCUUGCCCACCAUCCAGGCUCAGCAAGAUACAUGGACAGAGAAACCCGCCUUUGGCACGGCGCUGGAUGAACACCUUAAAAGGAGUGGGCGGGAAAUCGCACUGCCCAUAGAGGCCUGUGUCAUGAUGCUGUUGGAGACUGGAAUGAAGGAAGAGGGUCUGUUCAGAAUUGCAGCUGGGGCAUCCAAACUAAAGAAGUUAAAGGCAGCGCUGGAUUGUUCUACUUCGCAGUUGGAGGAGUUCUACUCUGACCCCCAUGCUGUUGCUGGAGCACUAAAGUCCUACCUGAGGGAACUCCCUGAACCUCUAAUGACCCACCAGCAUUAUGAUGAAUGGACCCAGGCAUGCAGUGUAUCGGAUCCAGACAAGAGGCUUCAGGCUCUGUGGGUUGUAUGUGAUAAACUACCAAAGAACAACAAAACCAACCUGAGGUAUCUGGUGAAGUUCCUGGCCAAACUGGCUCAGGACAGCGAGAUAAAUAAAAUGACUCCCAGCAACAUCGCCAUUGUCCUUGGACCCAAUCUGCUUUGGGCUAAGACUGAAGGGAGUUUGGCAGAGAUGGCUGCAGCUACCUCUGUGCAUGUUGUGGCCAUCAUAGAACCCAUCAUCCAGCAUGCUGACUGGUUCUUUCCUGAGGAUGUGGACUUCAAUGUUUCCGGCAUGUUUGCAAUGCCGGUACCUGCAUCCAACCACAACAAUCAUCUAGAUUAUGACAGCGUGACUAUUGAGAGGAAGAGACCAGGCAGUUUGGUGGGACCAGAGACAGACACAACACGCAAAGACAAUAGCACCCCUAACAAGCACUCGGACCACACCAUCCGUAGAGGCAGUACCACCUUAGGUAGAAAGCAGCACACCUCACCUGCCUUCCAGCCUCCUUUACCCCCUGUGGAGACUCCAGGGCAGCAGGGACACAGCGCCGGGCAGGUCCCGCAGCCCUCGGCCGAGCCCCUUGCCCAAGCUCCUUCUGUGGGAACUGGGGGGCCCGAUACCUCUCAUAGCUUGCCACAGGGUCUCGCUGCCCUUGCUGCCGCCCAGCAGCUUCUAGCACAGCACACAGAGGAGCUCAGCAACCCAAAGCUACGAGACCCCACAGCCGCUCCCGCACCCCUACUCCAGCGUAGUGGUUCUGGAUCGGGGAGCCAUGCUGCUGGCCAGCUGGGCAGCGGGACCGGUGGGGCGGGAUCCAUGGGUUCCAGUCCACAUAUGACGCGUAGAGCUGAGAGGAAGCUCGCAGCUCUAUACGCUACCAAGAAGCAGGCACCUGCUCCACCCAAGCCUCCAAACCCUCCCCCGAGUCAGCCCUCCGCUUCAGUGAACCCUUCUUCCUCAUCGGUCACAUCUCAACCCCUCAGUCCGCCUCCAAGACCCCUAUCCAGCCACUCCCCCACCUCACCCACGUCUCCUGUCCCUCAGCAAUACAACACACCCCGGCGCCACUCCAGUAAUCAACCUCCAAUUCAGGCCCCCAACCAUCCACCUCCAGAGCCACCGACACAGGCCAGUUCUCCCAGUCUGACUGGUGGGGACCAGCAGAGCACGGAGCCCUCGCCCCCAGACUCACCUACCCCUCCAGACACUCCUCCACCCUCCGCUGCCUCUUACCAGGAUGGCGCUCAGGUCGCCCCUCCUUCACCGUCUCCCUACCAGUCGGGGUCGCUCCCCCGACCGCGACCCGUCCCCAAGCCCAGGAACAGACCCAACAUCCCCCCUCCACCGCAGCCCACCCCCAUGGCCAGCGACAGCAACGGGAUCUGUGCCACAGCUUACAAGAUGAUGGACCCGGCUAUGUCCUUCAAAGGGCUGAGUCGGGCUUUGGUGCCGGAGUUCAGUGUGGACCAGCAGCCUGUGACCGUCUCUUCCUCGCUGCCUCCCCCUAAAGACUGCGAUCUGGAGAGCGAGAGCACGGUCCUAUAAGGAAGGACGCCAUGAACCUCUUCCUUUACACUCCUGCAUCUUGCUGGUCGCAUCAGUGUGAAUAUUUUUUUGGUAGGGACGGGGUUCUGUCAUUUUGUAGCUUUUACAGUGGAACUCCUCCAUUGAAAAACCAUCCGUUUUAAUCUUAAAUGUUGAAGUUAGCAAACAAUGGAGGAAGGCGGUGUGUAAUUGUAAUGAUGUGGGAAUUUGUACCAAAAUAUGGAUGGAUGAUGGGAUACUUCUUUUUUUUUUUUAAUGUUAAAAAAAUGGCCUUAGAACAUGAAAUGACAAAAGGUUAGCGGGUGGAACCAAAAACGUGGUGACUGCAGGUUUCCAGUCAUCCCAAACACUCUUUUCUCUCGCUCUUCUAUUUAUUUACCGAAACACACACAUUCCCUGUGGCUUGACACAAUUGAUGCAGUUAGUAAAUGUACAUAAAUAAAAGCCUUAAUAGGAUGAAAGCAUUGUAUAUUUACUAUACGGACAGCUCUAUUAUAUAUUUUUUACUUUAGCAUUUCCAAUAAGCUGUCUUCAGGGAUGACACAGGAAGGGAGGAAGGAACGUGGGGGUUCUUUUCUUAAACUUUGGGUAGCGGGGUUAACUUGGCGGCCCUCAACGCAGUCAGUAUUUUUGCCUUUCUUCUCCUUCCCUUUUGUGAGUUUGAAUGUAAACCGAAGGAUGCGAUGCUGAUGUUGCACAUGAGCAAAGGCCAUCGGAUCACUUUUAAAGUUGUUUUGUUUUGGGUUUUUUGCCUCCAUUGAGCUGAGCACUCACAGCAGUGUACUUCAGUAGUGACGUGGUGGAACAUUUUAUCUACUUUCCUCCCUCUAGAAUGGUACCAAUGCAGAAAAGUCUUGGAUGCUGCAGCCCUGGAAAUAUGUGAUUUUUAUUUCCUUUCCCCAACCUCUUUAGACAAUCAAAUGAUAUCAUGUC